CAACUUUGCUGAGCUGCAACCCGAUCCCGACCUCAACUUCCACUCAAUAAUCACAUAUCAGACUCACAACGACGAGCGCUCCCUCUCCUCUUCCCGCCUCAGUACCCCCUCCCUCCCCCCCCACUGGCGGGAUUCCACUCUCUGAAUUGUAGAAAAAUGUUCACCAGAUCUGUCGCGCGCAAUGUGCCCACCAAGGCCAUCUUCGCUCGACAGACUUUCCGCCAAACAACCGCAACAACAACGCGAGCCUCUUCCACAUCUUCCGGCGCCCGCCCUGAAUCGCCCUUCUACCUGACCCUCGCCGCCUCGGCUGCCACCGCAACCGCCGUCGGUGCCGUGGCAUGGUACUAUCACUUCUAUGGCCAGGAGGCCUUUGCUAUGACACCAGCUGAAGAAGGGUUACAUCCGACACCAUACCCAUGGGAACACACUAAAUGGACAAAAACAUUCGACCACCAAGCACUCCGCCGUGGCUUCCAGGUUUACCGAGAGGUAUGCAUGGCCUGCCACUCCCUCAGCCGUGUACCAUGGCGCGCAUUCGUCGGCACCAUACACACCGUCGACGAGAUGAAAGCCAUGGCCGAGGAAUACGAGUACGAUACCGAACCCAAUGAUCAGGGCGAAAUCGAGAAGCGACCUGGUAAACUGUCUGACUACAUCCCCGCACCCUACAAGAACGAUGAGGCCGCUCGUGCCGCUAACAAUAGCGCUCUACCACCGGAUUUGAGUUUGAUCGUCAAGGCCCGCCAUGGUGGCUGUGAUUAUAUCUUCAACUUGCUCACUGGGUAUCCCGAUGAGCCACCUGCGGGUGCAUCCGUGCAGGAGGGUUUGAGCUUUAACCCUUACUUCCCCGGAACAGGCAUCGCAAUGGCCCGCGUCCUCUUCGACGGCUUGGUCGAAUAUGAAGACGGCACACCCGCCACCACCUCGCAAAUGGCCAAGGACGUAACCGAAUUCCUAAAUUGGGCGGCAGAACCUGAGAUGGACGAGCGAAAAAAGAUGGGUCUCAAGACCCUCGCCAUCACCGCUAUGCUUACAGCCAUCAGCAUCUGGAUUAAGAGAUACAAAUGGGCCCCUAUCAAGUCGCGGAAGAUCGUGUAUAACCCUCCUGUGGGGAGACCGCCUAUUGGCAAGCGCUAGUUGCUUGUCUGGGAUUUUCGUUCGUUAGUUUCUGGAUUUCUGCUCUUUUCCUUUUGUUGUACUUCUUUACUCUGUACUUUGUAUAGAAGGUGGUAGUGGUAGAUGUUGUCGAGUGAGGCAGGGGGGAUAUGAGGGUGUAUGGAUGGGGAUACCUACUUGUACCAAAACGCUAAACCAGCUCCCGCCCCUUUUUUAUUCGUUACAAGAAAAAAAAAAAAAAAAAAUAUCAGGAAUGCACAUAGAAAGAAAAGAGAGAAAUGAAGAGGGAAGGGAUACAACCGCAUCACCCAUCAUACAACAAAACACACGAACCAAAACACAAAAUAUCAUUGGAACAGAUGGCUUUUCAUCUUAUAUUCAUCUUAUUAUUUAUACAUACUCAUGUUUCUCUUUCUUGUUUCUCUUUUUCACUUUCACUUUCCUCCUACUUCUCCUCUUGUGCUGAACAGGUCCGUUAAAACUAUACGCAGACCCCAGUCUUUGCCUUCCUCCCCCCACUCUCUCCCCCCCCCCCUUGGCUAUCCCCUCAUUUCUAGAAUGAGAAUCUCCAUUUCUUUCUUCAUCGCCAUUUGCCAAUCCGCGUUUAUCCGUCUACAUACCUCGUCUCCCUUACUUUUAUAUCUGUCUGUAACAUUAGCUCUGUUUAUCUAUUUCACUCCGUUAGGUAACAAAAAUAUGUCCACUCAGCCAGUCGCCCCCUCCAGCGCACUCUUGCAUUUUUUGGCUCAUAUUUCCUGUGAAUGUUUGUAUUAAUUAAUUCUUCGCUGCGGUAUUUAUCUCCCACGAGGGCCUAGGGGGACGAAUGCGAUGUGGCACGUUAGGCAAAAGGUGGGCAGAUGCAGGUAAGUAUAUAUUAUAUAUAUAUAUAUAUAUAUAUAUCCUUGGCUAUCAAUGGCCGAUCUGAUAUUUAAAUGUA
Molecule: messenger RNA, 2056 nt
Organism: Blastomyces gilchristii SLH14081
Lineage: Eukaryota; Fungi; Ascomycota; Eurotiomycetes; Onygenales; Ajellomycetaceae
Product: cytochrome c1, heme protein, mitochondrial
Exons: 5
Coding region: 157-1140 (327 amino acids)
Biological process (GO): mitochondrial electron transport, ubiquinol to cytochrome c
Molecular function (GO): electron transfer activity; heme binding
Source: RefSeq, a predicted model, not a curated record